Molecule: messenger RNA, 3094 nt
Organism: Antechinus flavipes (yellow-footed antechinus)
Lineage: Eukaryota; Metazoa; Chordata; Mammalia; Dasyuromorphia; Dasyuridae
Gene: GMIP
Product: GEM interacting protein
Exons: 20
Coding region: 86-2944 (952 amino acids)
Biological process (GO): activation of GTPase activity; negative regulation of GTPase activity; signal transduction
Cellular component (GO): plasma membrane
Molecular function (GO): GTPase activator activity
Source: RefSeq, a predicted model, not a curated record
GGCGGGGGAGGGGAGAGAUUGGCCCCUAACUUGGCUGCGUCCGGUCACCUCCACCAAGCAGCCCUCUGGGCCUGCACCUGGAGCCAUGGAAGGAGCCCAGCUCGGUCUCCCCCAGACUCGGGGUACUGAGAACAGAAAUCGUUACAGUGAUAUCUUCAGGAGCCUGGACAACCUGGAGAUUUCUUUGGGAAAUGCGGCUGUGGAAAUGUUGGUUGGAGACCCAGAACCUCUGCAAGACUCUGAGCCAAGAGUAGAGACUAAUGAGACCCAAAGCUGGAGCAGCUCCCCCCCUGGAGAUCCCAUCCUCCUCACAGGGGAGGAACUGGACACCCGGCUUGUACGCAGUGAAGGAGGCGUGGAGGCUGCCCUGGAUUAUGCCAAAAUGUGGAGCAGACACAUAAAAGAGAUCCUAAACUGGACUGAGAAGAGAGCCAGCUAUGAGCUGGAAUUUUCCAAAAACAUCAUGAAACUUGCUGAGGCAGCAAAGGCAUCCCUCCAGCAGCAGCAUCCUCCAGGACCGCUCCGAGACAUCUACGGCCUCUUCCUCGAGCAGGACUUCACCCUGGGAGACCUGACGCUGCAGCUGCUGGCCCAGCAGAAGCAUAAUUAUUACCAGCCCCUGGUGGCUCAGAGGAACGAAAUAGAGAAGAGGCGGAAAGAGAUGAAGGCCCAGUGGGUUCGUGAACAGAAGAGAAUGAAUGAAGCGGUGUUGACCUUGCGGCGAGCUCGGCUCCAGUACCUCCAGAGGAGCGAGGACGCCCAGGCGCGCGUCUUGGGCCUUCCCGAGGUCCCCAGCAAGCAGCAAGAGCGUCGGCGCCGUUCACGGGAGGAGGCCCAGGCCAAGGCGCAGGAAGCUGAAGUUCACUAUCAGGCCUGCGUCCGGGAGGCCAACCUCCGACAGCGGGAUCUGGAGGCUACGAAACAGAAGAUUGUGUCCCGGGUCCGGAAGAUGUUGCUCCGGGGGGAUGUGGAGCUCAAGAAAGUGUCCUUGUACCUCUUCAGCCUCCGAGGGGAUCUGGCUCAGCGAGGACCUCAGGGUUUCUCAGCACUUAGCGAAUGCUGUGUGCCCUUUGAGCCUGGGCAGCGGUACCUUGAGUUUGUACAGACGAUGUGGCCAGAGCCACCUCCUCCAGCCCCACCAGAUUUCUCCUUCCAGGAGUUUGUGACCUCAGCACACGGCUCGCCUCUGGAUGCUCGAAAGAAGAUGCCAUCCCAGCAAUCCUUACAGUCCAACGAAUCCUUAUCAGAGCUCAAUCUCUGGGAGGAUCCUGGGGACCAUGGGAGCCUGGGCAUCUCUCUGGGGAGCGAUGUGGACAGUGUAGGUGGAAGCAGUGAGACUCGGUCCCUGGAUUCUCCUACAUCCAGCCCUGAGCUUGGAGAUGGAGUGGACAAUGAGGCAGUUUGCCCCUUUAAGAAGUUGCCACUGUCCAGUGCAGCCCAAACCCACCGUUUCCGGAAGCUUCGAGGCCCAGCCAAGUGCCGUGAGUGUGAGACCUUCAUGGUCAGCGGGAUCGAGUGUGAGGAGUGCUCUCUGGCUUGCCACAAGCGUUGCCUGCAGUCCCUACUGAUCUCGUGUGGCCACAGGAAGCUCCCAGCCCGAACUCAGCUCUUUGGGGUUGACUUUCUCCAGCUGCCCCGGGACUUCCCAGAGGAGGUGCCCUUCUUGGUCAUCAAAUGCACUGCUGAAAUUGAGCACCGUGCCCUCGGCGUACAGGGUAUUUACCGCAUCAGUGGAUCCAGGGUUCGAGUGGAGAGGCUCUGUCAGGCCUUUGAAAAUGGCUGGUCCUUAGUGGAGUUGUCGGGUAACUCUCCCCACGAUGUCACUGGAGUACUCAAGCACUUCCUUAAGGAGCUCACAGAUCCUCUCAUCCCCUCCCAACUCUAUGGUGCCUUCAUCUCUCUGGCUAAGACCCUGCAACCAGGGGUAUCAUUAGAUGCCCCAAGGAGCUCUGAACCUGAACUCAAUCUUGACUCCAUCCCCAAUACUGACCCUGUGAUUGAAGCUGUCAGUGCCCUGAGAACUCUUUUGAGAGAGUUGCCUGACUCUAACUACAAUACUCUCCGGCACCUAGUGGCGCAUCUGUUCAGGGUAGCCUCUAGGUUUGAGGAAAAUAAGAUGUCGGCCAACAAUUUGGGCAUUGUGUUUGGGCCAACACUGCUGCGGCCACCAAAAGACCAGGGUGGAAUCAGCACCAGCCCAGUGGCCUGCCUCCUGGAUUCAGGAUACCAGGCCCAGAUGAUUGAGUUCCUCAUCGUCCACUAUGAGCAUGUCUUUGGCAUGGAAGAACUCCCUCCGACCACUGCAGAAAUAUCUGACUCUGGAACUCUGGAGCCUGUCACACAGACCUCUGCUGAAGAGGAAACUGAGGCUUCAGGGGUCCAAGCAUCAUCUGAUGAGACAUCACCAUCCAAAGGUGACCUCGUUGAGUGGGUCAUUGGGAACUCCUCAGAAGAGGGAGGAGAAGAUUCCAAUCAAGUUCGUGAGGAAACUCCACUAGGUACACAGUCCCGAGGCCACUUUAGUCGCCAGCCUGUGAAAUAUCCCCGGGCAGGGGUCAUCAGGCCAGUCAUUCACCAGUUGUCCAGUCUGGCCCUGGUGGCCUCUACACUCUGUGAAGAAACUCCUAUCAAGGACCGACAUGGAAGCCUUCGGGGGCAGGGGUCUUGGGCCAGCGCCUCCCCAGAAAGCAGUCCCUUUCGCCGAGCCAAACUGCCAAAGCACUUUGAGAUUACCCAGGAAACAGCCAGACUUCUCUCUAAACUCCAGAGAGAGGAGGUCCCGGAUAGCCAGAUACCAGAAUGCUGCCCUGAGCCAGAGCCUCAAUCUCACCCCCUGCCUUAUCAGUCCCAAUCGCAAUCCCAGUCUCAGCCUGAGCUCCAGCCUCAAUGUCCAUCCCAACCUGAGCUCCAGCCCCAGUUUGAAGAGGUUGAGGACCAUUUAUGACAUAUUCCUUCCUCCCUCCAUCCUGGAAGCCUCAGGAUCAACACAGGUCAUUUUCUGGUCACUCAGAGCAGAGGGAGUGACCAUAUUCUCCUUGCUCUCACUGACCAUUGCUGUCACUAGCAGUCAAUAAAUUUUCCUGCCUUCCUUGUU